GCGAACACUCAUCACCAUCGUCUCGACGUCCACCUUCGUAGACAGAAUUGCACUUGCUUUCUGGGAUUGUGCGGCCCGGGAAUGCCUUUCUAGACGACUGUCAAUCACCGCCUUACGUUCACUACGACCUGCCCGCCGGCUAAAAUGGGGGUCUUCUUCAGCUUGCUCUCUGCUGCAUACUACAUGCCGAAACUGCACUUUGGGUCUGUACCUGCGACUAUCGCAACGAAGAGCGCGGCAAGCUCUAAAGCUAUUGAGCGAAUCACGCUACGUGACUUCGUCCAGCUCCGGUGCCCGUCGCUGUUCGAGGAGUUCCGCCCGGCAUGGUGGCUGAAGAGUGGUCAUUUGCAGACAGGGUAUUGCGUUCUCGGCGACUUUUCCAAAAUAGACAAGGUUGAAUACGAUAGAACGCUGCUUCGGACGCUCGAUGGCGGGACCAUUGGAAUUGAUUCGACCCCACCCGCACAAGAACGCACCCUGAAAGAGGACACGCCCAUCAUUGUGGUUCUGCACGGGCUCACAGGAGGUUCUCAUGAGUCAUACGUCCGAUCCAUCCUCGCCCCAGCAUGCACGCCCGUCGAGCAAGGCGGCUUGGGAUAUCGGGGAAUCGUGGUCAACUUUCGCGGGUGUGCCGGCGUGCCUCUUACGAGCCCGCAACUGUACUCGGCGCUGUACACCGACGACAUCCGGGUGGCGGUCAUGUACAUCCACAAGCAGUACCCCCGCGCACCCCUCAUCGGCAUUGGCUUCUCCCUUGGCGCGAACGUGCUCACACGGUACCUCGCAGAGGAAGGCGAGAAGAGCCGGCUCGUUGCGGGCUGUGCGCUGGCUUGCCCGUGGGAUCUAGUCGCGUCCAGUGAUCAUCUGAGCAGCCGCUUCUUCCACCGGCACGUAUAUUCCAGCGGAAUGGCCCAGAACCUGCAGAAGCUCAUGGAGCGGCAUUCGAAGGCGCUCUCCAAGUUCCCAGACUCGCCUGCGUGGAGGGCCGCGCAGGCGGUCGCCGCGAAGAAGAGCAUGUCGUUGAUCGAGUUUGACGAUACCGUGACCUGCGUCUGCGGUGGCUCUUACCCGCCGUUCCCGUUCGCGACGGCGUACGACUACUACCACGCGGCGUCGAGCCACAGGGUGCUGGGGGGCAUUCGCGUGCCCUUCCUCGCCCUGAAUUCCGACGACGACCCGAUCGCGAGCAACAUGCCGAUCGGAGAAGCCGACAACGGUUUUGUGGUGCUGGGGCUCACGAAGGGGGGUGGGCAUCUCGGCUGGUUCGAAGCCGGAAAGCACUUCGGCCAGGUGGACAGGUGGAUUCGCAAGCCUGUGCUUGAAUGGAUUCGGGCGAUGGGCCAGGACUUUGUGCCAGAAGGAGAGCGAGGGCAGCCAACGCACCAGGUAGACGGGUUCCUCAAGGAGAUUGGGCGCGACGAUAUCGGCUGCAAAGAGAUCGAGGGUGGCGGCCAUAUCGUUGGGGUGGAGGGCGAAGAGGGACUUCUUGCUGGAUUGUAGCGCUGGACUUUGUAUAGCGGGACAAC
Trametes versicolor FP-101664 SS1 is the source of this 1526-nucleotide messenger RNA. RefSeq names its product AB-hydrolase YheT. Gene Ontology annotation, biological process: medium-chain fatty acid biosynthetic process; medium-chain fatty acid catabolic process. NCBI's taxonomy places the organism in Eukaryota, Fungi, Basidiomycota, Agaricomycetes, Polyporales, Polyporaceae. The transcript has 8 exons. Bases 145 to 1500 code for a protein of 451 amino acids. The record is from RefSeq and is a predicted model, not a curated record. Gene Ontology annotation, molecular function: monoacylglycerol lipase activity; acetylesterase activity.